UUUAAGAACACUGGUUGCAUAUAGAAAUACAGUUGGAUACAUUUCUUUGGAAUCGACUGCAUUUUGGACUGAAUUACCUUCAAUUGACAAAACUAUGUCUUCUCAAAUAGCAAGUACACAAGAGGAGCCCGGGUCACUCCAUUCUCGUCAAAGGAGUGCAUCUAGUGCGUUUGUCGUUUCAAUCUCUGGGGACGUGACUGGCAAUGAGCAGGCUUUAAAGUCAUUGAACGAAUUAUACAGCCCUGUGCUGAAGUUGUUGAAGUUUUUCGGAGCGUACUACGGACAAACCGAUUUAAAAAAAUUGGGAUACUCACCAAACAGUCCACGAGGAAAGGAUCUAUGUUCACAAAUGUAUUGUGGUCUGAUGAUAUCCCUUGAUUUUUUAAACUUUGUCAUGGCUGUCUCCGGAAUUUUUACUUCAGGGGCAGAAUUCGUGUUUUUGAUGUUCACUCUUGGUAACCUUUUAAUAUUAAUCUGUGGAAUACCCUUACUGGUUGUUCUUCCUUUAACUCUCGCCAAAAAGUCACGAUUCCAAAAAUAUCUUCUUAGCAUAUUAGCAAACAGUCAGGGUGUUAAUCUAAAUUCAGUGAAAAAAAAGUCAAGAAAAGGCUUUAUAGUUCUCUGUUUACUUUAUGUGGAAACUGUCACGUUCUCUGUUAUUAGCGAUCAAAAAUUGAACCUUGGCCUUGCUUGUUGUAAGCCUUGGAAUGGUUGGUUUGGCUUUCAAGUGAUUGCCCAGAUAUCUCUAUUUACUGGGAGUGCUUUGUGGUUACUCUCGAUGUAUUUCUUAUAUCUAACCUGUAGAAUCCUUAUAAAAUGUUUUGAUGAGCUUUAUCAGAGAAUGUCGUCACUAACUCAGCUCUCAGCGGACUUUCCAUCUUUGAAAAUAGAGCAUCAUAAGUUAUGCGAGGUAGUGGAACUUGCCGACAAGAUGCUCUCUCCACUCCUUCUUGGGGUUGUGUCAUUAUACAUCCCAAUGCUUUGCAUUAGUUUCUACAAUUCUGUCGUUUUCCGAGAGGACACAAAUUUAAUGGCCCUUGUUACUACUCUGUCCUGGUGUUUGGUUGCAGCAGGAAUCUUGACAAUUGCCCUCUACUUUGGAUCCAAAGUCAAUGAAAAGAUUCACAGUUUUCAGAGGAUUUUGCAAACUCUGCCCGUUUCGACAGCGGAAGAAGCUAAGGUAUUGUUGUUUUUACUCGAUCUUCAAGGAGAGCCAAAAGGUUUAUCAAUUGGAGGAUUACUUGUAAUAACCAAAUCCACGUCCUUGGCGAUUGCCGGGGUGACAGUCUCCUACUUUGCAGUUCUCUUAUCUUUGCCGCGUUGACGUUUGAAAGAUGUGACACUGUUUAUAGCUAUUAAGAAAUGCGAAAUGCAUUAAAAAUGUGACGAUUUUCAGACUUCCAUCGGGGAGUUAUUACAAUAUUACUGAAAAUUUUGAUUAUGUCGCGGUAACAUUUAGUACUUUUUUGCUCUGUGUUCGAGGUAACUACAGC
Molecule: messenger RNA, 1493 nt
Organism: Stylophora pistillata
Lineage: Eukaryota; Metazoa; Cnidaria; Anthozoa; Scleractinia; Pocilloporidae
Biological process (GO): sensory perception of taste
Cellular component (GO): membrane
Source: RefSeq, a predicted model, not a curated record